This is a messenger RNA of Plasmodium gonderi, 1170 nucleotides long. Its product is annotated as Pf-fam-b protein. Lineage: Eukaryota; Apicomplexa; Aconoidasida; Haemosporida; Plasmodiidae. The transcript has 2 exons. The coding region runs from base 1 to 1170 and encodes 389 amino acids. The record is from RefSeq and is a predicted model, not a curated record.
AUGAGCAAAAAAGGUUGCAUAAAUUUUUCGUUUUCAAGAUGUAUAACCUCAUUGAUUUUGGCAUUAGUAUGUCUUUUUUUACAGGUAAAAUUAAACGUCACUUUUAUUAAUAAACACACGCAUGAAUGUAACACAAUUUUUGUAUCACAAUGUAAUAAUAAUGGAUGCCUAAGAAUAUUAUCUGAAUCCUCUUUAAAAAAAACUAGACAAAGUAAUAUAUCUAAUAUAAAUGAAGAUGAUAGUGAAAGUUAUGAUUCUUCAAGUGAAUCAAUGUAUAGUCCCAGUGAAUCUAGUACAACAAACUUAAUUGAUUUCUCAGAGGAUGAAUGUGCUUCAAAAUGUGAAUCUCAAUGUGAAAUAGAUGAGUCUACUAAUGAAUGUGGAACAUAUUUAGAUGAAAGCAGAAAUAAUGACCCACAUAAUAGAAAUAAUCAAAAGCAUUAUAAUGAGGAGUGUGAUCAUUUUAAUAAUUCCAACGAAGAAAACUACAAUAGGAUGUAUGAUAUGCAUAAUAAUAAUACAAAAGAAAGAACUUCUAAUUAUGAUGUUGACAUGUUUGAUUCAUAUCAAAGUAUAAUGGGAUCAUUCUCAGAAGAUGAUGAAUCAGAUAAGCGUAAUAAUGAAACAUCAUGUGGAAAAAAUACAGAUGGUGCACAUCUAAAAAAACACAAAAAAUGUACUGAAAAAAAAAAAAACAAUAAUAAAAGUUCUAAAGAUGAAGAUUAUGAUCUAUCAAAUAGAUCCAUGAAUGAAAUUUUUGAAAAUUUAGGUUCCAUGGUUCACAAUAUGGAUGUUUUGACUAUAUUUUUUCGCUACAAUGCUUUGGAAAAAAAUAAAUUAUUUGAUUCAUUGUACACAUUAAUGUUUUAUUGGGGUGAUUUAUCUGAAUUUUUUGGAUUACCAGAUUAUUACAAAUGUAGACAGUGGUUGAAAAUAUACAGGAGUGUUACAACACGUUUAGCAGAAAGAGAAAAAGUGUUUUAUGAAGAAUUAGAGCAAUUUUUUUUUGAUGAAUGGUGCGAUAAAGAAUCUUAUAUUUAUUUUAUACAAAAAAUGAAAUAUGAAUGGGAUCAAAUGAAGCAUGAAAUAGAGAUUGAUAUGAAAGAAUAUUUAGUAUAUAAAGCAAGAAUUUUUCAUCAUAAGGCUUUAGCUCAUGUUAUACAAAGUUAA